Diprion similis is the source of this 1458-nucleotide messenger RNA. RefSeq lists its product as uncharacterized. Gene Ontology annotation, biological process: sodium ion transmembrane transport. The coding region runs from base 109 to 1458 and encodes 449 amino acids. Gene Ontology annotation, cellular component: membrane. Lineage: Eukaryota; Metazoa; Arthropoda; Insecta; Hymenoptera; Diprionidae. Gene Ontology annotation, molecular function: ligand-gated sodium channel activity. The transcript is spliced from 5 exons. The record is from RefSeq and is a predicted model, not a curated record.
GAUUUGAACGCAACGGAGCUGCGCGCGUGCGAUACGCUCGACUGCAGAGCGACGACACGAUCAUGCCUAGAGCAUCCUAGUGUCACUCGAUAGUGAAAUAGUGACGCAAUGCUGUGCCCGGAGAACUAUAAACCGUCACGAGCACUGCUCAGGUUGAGCCUCCGUAGCCGUGGCCAAGAAUAUCCAAGAGUGGCUGCUCUUCAUGGCGUUGCAUAUGUCGCCGACCCGACAAGACCGCGGGCAGAGAGAAUCGGCUGGGGUGUUUGCGUUUUAAUAUCGAGUGCUGCGGCGUUGGGCAUUAUUGUUACGCUUAUGGACAGAUUCCAGACUAAUCCAAUGUUGGAUAGUCUAGAUACCCGACCUGGGGGUGCUCCGAUUCCUUUUCCAAAAAUUUAUCUAUGUCCUCCUUGGGAACCGUUUGCAGGAAUUGGUGAAAAUAAGAAGCACAGCAACGAUGUUUACAAACGCCUCUACAAAUGGGACUUUAGUAAGCCUUUGCAUGUAAACGUAACUAAUUCUGAUGACUCCGCACGUGCAAGGGAGUUUUUCGUUCAGCAUUCACCAAAGUGCGAAACUUUCAUCCGAAACUUCUCUUUAAACGGAAAACAAUUGAAAUGUUCCUCUUUUGAGGGCUCGUUUGGGCCAGCGGGCAAAUGCUUUAUUGUUCCAUCUUUAGACCUUGUUAUCGAUACCGUUGAAAUCAACUUCAGCUUCAAACCAACGUUCUACCCAACAAGAGUUUUUAUGGCUCUACGUGAAGAUCCAGAAGUCCUGCCGCAUUUUCCGUUUCACAUUUUUCUCUUUCCAUCCGCCAUAACGGUGGAGCUGCAGGAAACGUACACGUCACCGGAAGCCAGAGUGCUCGCACGAUUUCAACGGAAAUGUUAUUUUCCGGGAGAGCAGCCUCCCGUUUUGAAAUGCCUGCUGGAUUGUCAGGUGGCCAACUCUCUCAAACACUGUAAUUGUGUUCCUUGGUACCUUGCCAGGGUUGGUGUCAAGGAAUGUCCGAUAAACAGAUACGAGUGCUUGACCAGCAAGUCCGCAGAGAUAUUGGACGUGUCGAGGUGUUUAUGCCGGCUGUCCUGCGACAACAUUGCCUUCAAGAAGGCCCAGUUCGAACUGAAGUCAGCAUCGGAAAACUGCGAGAUCAAAAUAAUGGCAAGGUCCAAGUUGAAGUUUAGAAGAACGGUUCGGUUCGGCUGGGUCGAUUUACUCGUCUCUUUUGGCGGUAUAGCCGGCCUUUUUCUUGGGUCUUCGUUGUUGUCAGGGGUUGAAUUCGGCUAUUAUUUCUCUCUACGAACCUAUUGCGGUGCCGUACUCAGCGCACCAAAGCGCAGAUACAACCUGACAAAAAUAAAAGUUUUGGAUAGCGUGUGGUCGGUAAGUUACCCGACGAGUACGCGGAAACGGCCUGUUUUACCGAGAGAUGAAAUUACUACCUAUGAUUACAUAAAUUGA